Messenger RNA from Oxyura jamaicensis (ruddy duck), 2468 nucleotides. It is a transcript of the gene USP46, whose product is annotated as ubiquitin specific peptidase 46. Gene Ontology annotation, molecular function: cysteine-type deubiquitinase activity; cysteine-type endopeptidase activity. The coding region runs from base 395 to 1540 and encodes 381 amino acids. The record is from RefSeq and is a predicted model, not a curated record. Gene Ontology annotation, cellular component: nucleus; cytosol. Gene Ontology annotation, biological process: protein deubiquitination. The transcript has 10 exons. NCBI's taxonomy places the organism in Eukaryota, Metazoa, Chordata, Aves, Anseriformes, Anatidae.
GAGGAGGAGGAAGGGCGAGCUCGGCGCGGGGCCGGCUGGCGCAGAGGCGCGGCAGAGGCGGGAGGAGCGGGGAUACGGCUGCCGGCGCCGCGCUGCUGAAGCCGCCGGCCCGGGGAGGCAGGCGGGGGGCAGGCAGGUCCUUCCCCCCCCCGGGGGCACACGGGGUGCCCGGGCUGUCCGUCCCCUCCUCUCGCCCUUCUCCCGGAGCCGAAGCUCUGCCGCCGCCCCCUCUGCCUCCGUGCGCUCUUGCCACCAUGAGCGGGGCCGUUUUCACCUCGUAAAGAUGGCGGUUCGGGAUCGCUGCAACCUUUAGCCCGAUGACUGUCAGAAACAUCGCCUCCAUCUGUAAUAUGGUUCUUCAAGAGCAGCUCCACGCAGUUGCCAGCUUCCCUCCAUGUGGUGCCCCAGCACGCCCUGUGCUGGCGAUGCCACACGUAGCAUUCGCCUGCCCUGGAGAACGGAGCCUACCGCUAGGGGCACCAAUGCCUCUGCUCUGGAAAAAGACAUUGGCCCAGAGCAGUUUCCCAUCAAUGAACACUACUUUGGUUUGGUCAAUUUCGGGAACACCUGCUACUGUAACUCGGUGCUGCAGGCAUUGUACUUUUGCCGGCCGUUUCGGGAAAAUGUGUUAUCAUACAAGGCCCAACAGAAAAAGAAGGAAAAUCUCUUGACUUGCCUGGCAGACCUUUUCCACAGUAUUGCUACUCAGAAGAAGAAAGUUGGAGUUAUUCCACCAAAGAAGUUCAUAUCGAGGUUACGAAAAGAGAAUGAUCUCUUUGACAACUAUAUGCAGCAGGAUGCACAUGAGUUUUUAAAUUACUUGCUGAAUACCAUCGCCGACAUUUUGCAGGAGGAGAAGAAACAGGAAAAGCAAAAUGGGAAACUGAAAAAUGGCAACAUGAAUGAAGCUGAAGAGAAUAAUAAACAAGAACUCACCUGGGUGCAUGAGAUUUUUCAGGGAACACUGACUAACGAAACUAGAUGUUUGAACUGUGAAACCGUUAGUAGCAAAGAUGAAGAUUUUCUUGACCUUUCUGUUGAUGUGGAGCAGAACACAUCAAUUACACACUGUCUAAGAGACUUCAGCAACACAGAGACAUUAUGUAGUGAACAGAAAUACUACUGUGAAACUUGCUGCAGUAAACAAGAGGCACAGAAAAGGAUGCGAGUAAAAAAGCUGCCAAUGAUUCUUGCCUUACACCUCAAGAGAUUCAAGUAUAUGGAACAAUUGCACAGGUAUACUAAGCUGUCAUAUCGUGUAGUAUUUCCUCUGGAGUUACGUCUCUUCAACACGUCUGGUGAUGCUGUCAACUUAGAUCGGAUGUAUGACUUGGUAGCUGUUGUUGUUCACUGUGGAAGUGGACCAAAUCGCGGGCAUUAUAUUACUAUUGUGAAAAGUCAUGGAUUUUGGCUCUUGUUUGAUGAUGACAUUGUAGAGAAAAUAGAUGCUCAAGCUAUUGAAGAAUUCUAUGGACUGACCUCUGAUAUAUCAAAAAAUUCAGAGUCUGGUUAUAUUUUAUUCUAUCAAUCAAGAGAGUGACUUGGCAAACUGUGACAAUUGCACACCACAAUGCUGCACGCAAAGAAGGUGAUGGCCCCCCUGAGCCAACCUUUACAAUGACCACAUCUUGUAUGGUUGAACAAUAAGUCUGUCUCCUAUUAAACGGUCCAUGCGGUAUUGACUAUAACCGUUCACUUUUGACAUGCAGAACUUUAUUUUGGUGAGGGGGGUUAGUUUGUUGUUUUUAAGUCUGAUUGAAAAUUUAAUUGCAGUCAGAUUUUCGUGGAAUUUAUAUGGACUAACAUUUACAGAUAAAAAGAUCUGGAUGUCAACUGUUAAACCCAAUCCAGCUAGAGUAGUAUUUUAUAUCGAAGUGUUCAUUGCAUUUAGGACAACAUUGUUUAAAGCUUUCUAAAUGACUUUGGGGUGUGUUGAUUUACAAAUCAUUCCUUUAAAUACAUUCUGACAUAUACUUACUCAAUUUAAGUGCAAGAAAAAGAAUCUGCUUCAUAAUGACUGGAAUUGUGGUUGCAUAGGGGAUUUUUUAUUUUAUUUUAUUUUUUUAACAUGUUACUCUCCCCUGCAAAGAUGUUCUUCCAAAAUCACUUAAGCUUUGGGUUUUUAAAAACUUUCAGUUUAUAACUUCAGGCUUAACAUUCACACAGAGGGUUUUAAAUUACAGUGGAACUAAGUAAUGCUGUAUGUCCAGUCAGCGUGCUAACCAUGUGACAGUACAGCUAGGUGAGAUUUCAAAACUUAGAGAGCACUGGAAUAAAGGCAGCAAGAUGACACAUGACACAGACAUAAGUAACAUUUAUAGAGACUGGGCUUAGCUUUCUGUUAAAACAGUAUAAUAAGGUCCUUACUUAAUUUAGUUUGCCGAGAUAGCAACACUGCUCAUGUACAACAUAUCCACAAGGACUGAAAUUGCACAGUCCUGCUAAAUAUGUGUUGUUGGUACAAUACA